Messenger RNA from Hylaeus volcanicus, 5184 nucleotides. Its product is annotated as parathyroid hormone/parathyroid hormone-related peptide receptor-like. Lineage: Eukaryota; Metazoa; Arthropoda; Insecta; Hymenoptera; Colletidae. The transcript is spliced from 14 exons. Gene Ontology annotation, biological process: adenylate cyclase-modulating G protein-coupled receptor signaling pathway; cell surface receptor signaling pathway. The coding region runs from base 2403 to 4175 and encodes 590 amino acids. Gene Ontology annotation, molecular function: G protein-coupled peptide receptor activity; peptide hormone binding. Gene Ontology annotation, cellular component: plasma membrane. The record is from RefSeq and is a predicted model, not a curated record.
GUGAAUCUUAGGUGCAGCGACUGACCCUAUCAUCCCUUUGCCAACAGAGGUGGUGGAAGAGAAUUCCUAGGUGCAGAGACUGAGGAUAUCAUCCUUGUGACAGGGAAGAAGGUGGAGGACUCUUGGGAGAAGGUGUCAAGUAGGUGCUGUGGAGUGUCAGGAUUUUGUUGGUGAAGAAGAUGAAAGGACUCUUGGAAGGUGUCGAGUGAAUCUUAGGUGCAGCGACUGACCCUAUCGUCCCUUUGCUAACAGAGGAGGUGGAAGGACUAUUUGGAACAGGUGCUAAAUCCUAGGGUUAUUGGUUGCUGAAUCUAUUCUAGUUUCUUGCUUUCUGCUAGGAAAGGAGGUAAAAGGACUCUUGGGAGAGGGUGGCAAGGGAAUUCUAAAUGCUGUGAUGUCUGUCACCAUUUUGUUGGGGUAAAAAGACUAUGAGAAACAGAUUCUAGAUGCUGUGGCGUGUAUCAUCCUUCUGUUGGGGUAAAACGACUAUGAGAAACAGGUUCCAAGUGACUCCUAGGUGUUGCGACUGGCUCUAUCCAUCCAUUUCUAACAGAGGGCCUGGAAAGACUCUUGGAGAAGGGUGUCGAGUGACUCCUAGGUGUAACUAACUGACUCUAUCAUCCUUCUGUUGACAAAGGAACACGUGUUGCAGUGUGUUGAGGUCUCAGCUACCGACGCUAGGCAUCUACCUUUGAAAAGACACAGAGAUUAACCAAUGAAGACACGUAGUCUUGCUUAGGACAUAGAGAGGCCUGGGGUCAGUUUUAAGCUCCCUUGCAGGCUUCCUUCAUAGAAGGAUAAAUAGAGUGCCUCCUGGGAUUAGCUGGUCCUCACUUUAGAUCUCUUCAGAUCUCUAAUUAGAACUCUACAGGUUCCAGUGAUCCUCUACAACCACCCUUCAUCGAAGUCCUUCAUUUCUAACAAUCUAACCACCCGAAAUGGAGUAACAAGCUUCGAUUUCGGCUCUUCAAGGCCGAGGUAUGAAACUAAGGACCACCAACCUAGCAGAAGACUCUUGAAUUCGGCUUCGAUCCUGUAGGUCUGAAAGGAACGCUUGCGGAAUUCCUUGGCCUGAAAGGUCAACCCAACAGUCCUCCGAGAACGAAAGGUCUGACGCCUUAAUAAAAAAAAACAGAACAGAGAAUAAAAGGCUCAACGAACAAUUGCCAAGAAUUCUUUUGAAGAGCAAUCUUUCCAGCUGCGAGAAGAAGGGGACAGCGAACAGCGGGAGGGUUCAGCAAGCCUGUGUCUUUCGUUGUUUGACGUUGAAAAUCUGACGAAGAGUAGUGACUUCGAUCUGAGCGCAGAAAGACCGAAAACUUUACGAGUGACAUCAUAGUUUCCUGCAGGUGGCAGAAUGAGCUAUCGAUCUUGGGAUUAUGGUAAGGAAGGCAACAGGUAGCUUUGGUUAGAGUCUUAGGUAUCUCGAGCACACCUGGGAAUCAGUGAAGAGUGUCACGUGUGGUUAGACAAUCCUCAAAUUGAAGAGGAAUCUAGGAACCUAUUAAAUUAGGGAAGAGUCCUAGAAGAGCAGCUCUAAACAGUCUCUGGGGAAUUGUCACCAUCUAAUAGGUGGCUAGGAGAUGUAAGAGAAGAGGUGUAAAAAUUAGAGAGAAGUCCUAAUAGAACAAGCAGUGUUCAUAGUCAGUGCUCGGUACUCUAGGAAGCUUUAAAUGAGUUCAUACCAAAUUGGUAAAAACAUACUUGACGUAUCUUGUCACUGAGAGGUGUAUCAAGGACCCGGAAGAGGAUUGCUGUUGCGAAAGCCAUGUCAUAAGCUUCAAGGGGUCUACAGAGGCCAAGGGUAGUGACACAUACCCGAGAAAUUCUCAACUCGGAAAAAUUCUCAAAACAAAAACCAGUUCUGACUACUUUCAAGCUAUUAUCAACAUCCACCAGAAUCCACGUGCAACAGUCAAGCCUUCAACAUACCCAACAGAAUUCGCUCCACCUUCAGAGAUACUCUUGUAUUUCUACAAAGGGCAGCACUUGACCAACUCGUCUGCUUCAUCCAAGUUUCUGUUGCUAUACGCGCGAGGAUGAUGCUGAUCCGGCAAUAGAGCCCGAGAUCAGCGAGUGGUCAAUCGUUUCUUGGGAACCUGAACGUUUACGAGCCUCGAGUAGCGAAAACAAGUCUGCCAGGUGGGAAGACGACAGACAGCUCUGUGACUCGUCCUUUCUUUUUUUAGGGACUGAGCUGGAAAAGUGUUGGAGAGACUAGGGAUGAUAAUGUUUCAUCGGUUGGAAUAUUGAAGUUUCCACGUGGAAUCGUCAUUGCUGUUCUGCUGGACAUUCUUAAGGAGAAUUGCUGAGGUUUUGGAAACUUAAGGGAGGCUUUCGAGGAGCAGAUUCGAAGGAGGACCUCUGAUAGCUGAGCGAGGAUCGUUAUAGUGCAAUUAUUCAUGCGCCACCUCGGAACACAGCAAACUGACAUUAUGGAUCCCUACGAGAACAUUGAUUUCAACCAUCCGAGCAGCCAUCAUCUCCAGAGACACAUACUGAUGAAGAAGGAGAACGAGUGCAACGUAGAAAGGACUUCAGUUGUGAACACAAGCAAACAUUCACAAGGCUGGUGUCCUGUAUUUUGGGACACAAUACUCUGCUGGAACUCGACGCCACCUGGAGAACUCGCUGUUAUGCGCUGUCCACCAUACAUAGCUGGCUUUGAUAGUGAGGCGAAUGCAUCGAGACAGUGCAUGCCUGACGGCCAGUGGUUUUGGAACGACGCUACCAAUGCCACGUGGACCAACUACAGUCAGUGUUAUCCGGAUUCGUUGGUACCCUAUGUGAUCAAGGAUUUCGACAGUGAAGGAGGCAACAAUCAAACUUUGACUAUGAGAUUCUUGCCGAUACUGAAGACCGUCUCAACGGUCGGUUACACCGUUUCCUUUUUCACUUUGGUGGUGGCGUUUUUCAUUUUGGCACUGAUCAAGAAAUUGCGAUGUCCCCGAAACGUCCUCCAUAUGCACCUGUUCGCCUCGUUCAUGCUGAGAGCGUUCAUGGCUCUGAUAAAGGGCUUCUUGUUCGUGUCUGGGAUCGGCCUGGCGACGGACAUGACGUUCAAGGAUGGUAAAAACUAUUGGCUGGGAGAUGAGAACAACGGUAGUUGGCUGUGCAAGGCGUUCACCAGCUUGUGGCAGUAUUUUAUACUCGCCAAUUACUUUUGGAUACUGAUGGAGGGACUAUUUCUGCAUAAUUUGGUGUUUUUCGCGAUGUUCACCUACGCCAACUCCAAUAUUACUAUCUACGUGUGUCUUGGAUGGGGCCUGCCAGCAAUAUUCGUGUCUUGUUGGAUCGCGAUGAGAGUCAUACUCGAGGAUAACUACUGUUGGACCACUCACGAGAACCGUAAUCUGUUUCUCAUUAUUCGAGUGCCUACAAUGUUGUCUGUUCUGAUCAAUUUCGUGUUCUUCGUGAACAUAGUGAGGGUUCUCCUACUGAAGUUGAGAUCGACGGUAUCCGAGGAAACUCAACGAUACAAGAGAUGGGCGAAGAGCACUCUGGUCUUGGUGCCCCUCUUCGGGGUGCAUUACACCGUUUUCUUGGGGAUGUCUUACAGCAUGGGCGUUAACGAGACUGUCGAGGUCGCCUGGUUAUUCUGUGAUCAAUUAUUUGCGUCGUUCCAGGGUUUCUUCGUGGCCGUUUUAUACUGUUUCCUGAAUGGCGAGGUUAGGGCAGAGGUGUCCAGAGCAAUCAGGAGCCAACGGCUUCCUCGUUUCCGUCCCAGAUGGCUUUCCAGACCGUCGACGUACUCCGGAAGCACGUGCAGUUGCAACGCAGCCAAGAUCGACAGACGCUCGAAGAAGCAGCGAUGGUGGACGAGCCCUUGGUCCCUUCACGAUAGGGAUGCUCGACGCUCUACUCACUCGACGGCGAGUACACAAGAUAUUGGCACGCGAGGAGGUAGUCUAGCGAGCAGUAGAGGCUACCUGGAAAUCGCAGGAAACGGACAGAGUGCACUUCCGGGUAACCAAAGUCAACGAAACAGUAAUUCGCCACCCCUCUAUAGCAAGUACACGGAUCAGUCGUUGCUUUCAUUCUGCUCUAACGUCUCGGAACUGACCCCAUGCACAGGUAUGAAUGUUGACAGAGUACGCGACCACCAUCGUUGGAGCGACUCAGAGUGUUGUCAUUUAGCUUACGAGCUGCACAACUUGCACCACGGGCCACCAUGAGACUUCAUGAACCACCGAUAUAAAUUUAGUACAAUCGUUGCAUACCAAAGACGAAUCACCACCGACUGAUCAAUAAAAUAAUUCAGAUUUAACACUCUGCACUCCAGAUUGUUUAAUUCCAGUGCAUUUUUGUAGAGUCACGUUCGACAUGGGACUACGAAGGGGAAAUGCAUACGAACAUUUUGUUAUUUUUAUUGAAAAUACACGGACACUAUAUAACAAACUUGUAUUUUAAACUACAUGUGACUUCUGUGUUUUUUGUGUCACUGUGAACUGAUGGUACGUGGGUCGAAUGUGAGUGUAAGUUUGAUCGUUCUGGUCAAGUAUUAACUUGUACUUUCUUAUUAUGUGCCUGAGUAAUUUAAACAGUUGUAACUACAUUUAUAUUUUUUAAUAUCAUUAUGUUGUACUGUAAUGAUACUUGGUAAUUGAUAGGAGAACUUGUGGACAUACAACAUUAAAUUAAGAUAAGAGCAAAAUAUGGAAUACAAUUUUUUCAUUUAAAGCUUAGUUCUCACUAGCACACUUUAAUACCAAUUACCAAAAUUGUACGUAUUUUUAAAUUAUUGGAAUAUAUGAGGCUAGAGAAUGUUUUGGUAUGUCAGAGUAUGUUUCAGUUUGUAUAGAAAUAAUAUAUAUAUAUAGAUAUGUAUAUUUACAAUGCAAACGAAUUGAAAAAAUAAAGGAAAACAAUAAUGAACUCACUCGUGGAACAGUUAAAGAAAAUUAAAAUGAAAACAUAAAUCCAUCUGGCUUCCCUAAUUUAUGUGAUAAUUAAUAAUAAAAAAUGAAAAUUUCCUUUAUCUUUUCUAUAGGUAAUCAGAAUCCUAAUGGCACGAUUUAAACUGCUAUUAAUUAUUCAACUAUUACAAUUAAAUUACUACUAAUUAGUAAUUAGUGUAUGAAUAAUUAAUUAAUCUGUACACUCUCUGUAAAUUACAACUGAUGAAUGUUUUUACUAUACAUAUAUGUGCGUGUACAUGUGAGUCUGUGAAUAUAUAUAUAUAUC